AUAAUAAAUGACUACUCCUGUGCCGCGCCGCAUCAAGGACUUGCUAGCGCUUGGUAUUGACUCGGACACGGACGAUGACUACAAUACGCCUCUCAAGCCGCACCGAUCAAAUAUCGCAGCCGUAAAAAACCCACGGCCAGCGGCGGCGGCAUCUGCAUUCGGUCAGAGAUCAGUCAUCGGCUUCAAUAAUGCUGGCAAUAAGGAAAACAUUCCACUUCACAAUAGGGCAGCCGGUGAAGUGCUGCCACGGCGCGUCUCUGAAAUGGCCAUGAUGGACUCGGACAGCGAUGAGGAGGAUGAUAACAAAAACGACCACAAUCUCAACUGCGCCAUUCUCAAUGAUUCCUUUGUGUUGAGUCCCACGCACGAGUUGUCGGUUAGCGGUGGUCCAGCUUCCUCCACGGGGGCCGCACUCAAGCAAUCUGAUUCGAAUUUGUCAUUCCUGGGACGCUUCGGCAACAUGGGCAUCAACUGCAGCAGCAGCACCACUGCCCCCAAUCAGAACUCCCCGGCGGCUGCGCCAGAACCGCAGGCCAUCAAAAAGCUCCAAACAAUCUCAGAGCGACGUAAACUAUUUGAUGACGAGACUCCCCUGCGCAAUGGAUCCUCGAUUGUGGCCAAGUCUCAUGCGAAGCCCGAAGGUGACUUCAUAACGCCACUGGUGCGAGUACGCGGCUCCACUCAGGCAUCUAAACCCCGCAGUGCGGUAUCCAAUGAGUUUCGCUCGCAGAAGGUUCUCUUCCAGACGCCCAUGACCGUGGGCCGUGGCGCUCCCUUUCCCUGCGACAGCUUCUCCCUGUGCGACACCAUCAGUGAGAGUCCCGACAUUCCCCCGGCAAAGCCAGAGCCGCAGCCCAAGGCAGAGCACAUCCAUGGAAAGUCAAAGAAGUCUUUAGACAAUGCUUUCCAUGAGGCAGAAAAUGAAAUGUUGCCGCCAAAAAUUGAGCCAGUGAAACCCAAAGAUGUUGUGUCGGUGCCCAUUAAGAAACCAGAGCCAUUGCCGCCCUCCACCUCCACCAAAUCAUCGAACAACAUAAUAAAGAUAAAGGAUCAUGAGUACGCGAUAUGCCAGAAGCUGGGCUGUGGCGGCUCCAGUUCCGUUUACCUGGCCCGUCGUCCGGACUCUGGUGGGGAGUUUGCCUUGAAGGUAGUGGAUCUGCAGGCCGAUCCGACGGUGGUGCAAGGCUAUUUGAAUGAAACCAAGCUGCUGGAGAAGCUGCAGGGCAACGUAUGCGUUGUGGCUUUGUACGAUUAUCAACUUCUGCGCGAGGAGUCCAAGCUGUAUGUGGUGAUGGAGAAGGGUGACUCCGACUUGAACAAGAUCCUCCAAAGCUACACCACAAAUCUGCCCGCCUACAGCCUGAUGAGCAUUCUGUACCAGAUGCUGCAGGCUGUCAACUAUAUCCAUUUGCACGGUGUCAUACACUCGGACCUGAAGCCGGCCAACUUUCUGAUGGUCAAUGGCCGUCUGAAGCUGAUUGACUUUGGAAUUGCCAGCAACAUUUCGGUGGACUCCACCAGCAUCAUAAAGUUCUCCCAGGCGGGCACCUUUAACUACAUCAGUCCUGAGGCGCUCACGGAUAUCUCGACGGGCAACAGUCCCAUGCGCGGUGCUAAUCAGCCCAAGAUAAAGAUCUCCACCAAGUCGGAUGUAUGGUCCUUGGGCUGCAUACUGUAUCUGCUGCUGUACCAAAAGACGCCCUUUGGUCAUAUACGCAAUAUUUGUGCUAAGAUGAAUGCCAUUGCCAAUCCGGGGACAAACAUUGAGUAUCCAGAGAUACCUUUCUACUAUCCAGCCAUGCUGGUUCAUAUGGUCAAAAAUUGCCUUCAGCUGAAUCCCAAGAUGCGGCCCUCGUGCACUCAACUGCUGCAGUAUCCCUUCCACAUGGUCAUUCCCCUGCAGAAUCUACAGAUUGGCAGCAAAGCCAGCACCAACCAGCCAACAACUAAGUAGUUAGCCAGCCAGCAAAAG
Drosophila persimilis is the source of this 1972-nucleotide messenger RNA. RefSeq names its product serine/threonine-protein kinase mph1 (gene Mps1). The coding region runs from base 8 to 1954 and encodes 648 amino acids. Gene Ontology annotation, molecular function: ATP binding; protein serine/threonine kinase activity; protein serine/threonine/tyrosine kinase activity. The record is from RefSeq and is a predicted model, not a curated record. The transcript is spliced from 4 exons. NCBI's taxonomy places the organism in Eukaryota, Metazoa, Arthropoda, Insecta, Diptera, Drosophilidae. Gene Ontology annotation, cellular component: nucleus; spindle; kinetochore. Gene Ontology annotation, biological process: peptidyl-serine phosphorylation; meiotic spindle assembly checkpoint signaling; chromosome segregation.